Ichthyophthirius multifiliis is the source of this 842-nucleotide messenger RNA. Its product is annotated as regulator of chromosome, putative. Lineage: Eukaryota; Ciliophora; Oligohymenophorea; Hymenostomatida. The transcript has a single exon. The record is from RefSeq and is a predicted model, not a curated record.
CUUAAAAGAAUAAUAAAAGGAGAAAAUGCUUACUUUGCAUGGGGAUUGAAUAAUUUUGGGUAAUUAGGACUUGAUUUCUCAAAAGAAAAACAUUAAGAUGUAGUUUUUGAAUGCACUGAAAUUAAAUUUUUCAGAAAUAAAAAUGUAAAAAUUAUUACUGGAGGAGAAUCUCAUUCAGUAGUUUUGUUAGAAGAUGGAUCUCUUUUUGGAUUCGGAAGAAAUGAUAUUGGAUAAUUAGGUAUCGGAGAUAUAAAAAGUACGCAUUAAGUAUAUGGAGAAGUAUAGGAAGAUUAUAAAAAUCCAAUCUUAAUUGAUACUUUUGGCGAAUAUUAAGGAAAAUAGAGUUUAUAUGGUCAGGACCAAAUUAUAACUAUGUUAAAAUGAAUGAUGGAUAGUAUUUUUCUUGGGGAUUUGGAGCUAAUUUUGUUUUAGGAAAUAGAAAAGAAGAAGAUGAAGAUGAAUAUAAACCUUUUAAAAUUCCAAGGGAUUUCUUUAAGGAUGAAAUCCCGAGAGAAUUCGGCUUAGGAGCAUAACAUGUGAGCUAUUUGGUAAAUAAUUUUUAAGGAGAAUUAAAAGUUGAUGAAAGUUUACUUUUAACGGUUGUUGAGGAGAAAAACGAAGGUAAAAGUAAAGGAAGAAAAAAAAGCUUUCCUAAAAAAAGCUUAGAAGUAGUUGAAAAAGAAGAAGUUAAGGUUAAGAAUACAAAACAAAAAUCAAUUAAAAUUGUAAAAAGUAAAAAAGUUUAAAAUAAAGAAGAUGAUAAUGAAGAAAUAGUUUAAGUAAAUGGAAAGAAAAAAUCGACUUAAAAAACUAAAAAAUAAUCUACAUAAAAAAAAAAUUGA